ACUGAUAAGAUAAAGGUUAUUUUCGUAGAAGCAUGAUGAUAUACUGAGUCCUGGGAGUCCUGAAACCUGUAUAAAAUAGUUAAAUAUCAAUUUAAUUUGAUCAGAUAUUGCAACAGCUCUGGCUAAUGCUCGGAAGUAACUCAAUAUUGAGUUUCUAAUCAAUAAUCAUGAAGGAGCGAAUUUAUCAGGUUCUUGAGGCUGUGCGUACAAGUAGUAAUCACAGGUUAUUCAAGGCCAUCUGUGAAGGGGAUAAAGAUAAAGUGAUAUACUAUUUAGAGAAUCAUGUUUAUAAAAAAGAUGAAAUUAAUAUAUAUUUGAGGAAUGCUAUUCAAUGCCACAAUUUAGAAAUCAUAAAAUUAUUAUUGGAAUAUGGAGCUACAAUAACUCCAUGUACAAUGCCACUAUUCGCUUAUACACAUGAAGAUAUUUUGAAAUUACUGUUAACUCAUUGUAGUGCAUAUUGUAUCCAUGAGUACAGAUGGUCUGGGAAGACAUAUCUGCAUUUAGCAGUUGAAGCUCAAUUCACAGAUGUUGUAGUUCUCCUUAUAGAGAGAGGAGCAGAUGUCAAUGCCAAAACAAAUGAAAAUGAAUCUGUUAUUCAAUUAGCAUUUCAAGCUAAUAAUGAAAAAAUAAUUCAUCUCCUUUUGCAAUGUGAUAUAGAUCUUAGUGCUCAAGACUUUUUUGGAAACACUCCUCUUCAUUAUGCAGUUAAUUUUUUGAACAUAUCAAUUAUACAAAAAGUAUUAAAUAAAGGAGCAAAUGUGAAUAUUAGAAAUAAAGAUGGCAUGACUCCACUAGAUUUCAUGAUAACAAAAUAUGACUUUUCUUUGGCAAGAAAGACUAUUGAAUGGAUGAAUAAAAUGUCUCCUGGUAUUACAUUCAAUUGUGCUGAAAUUUGCCAAGAAGAACUAUAUGUAAAUGACACGAUUAAAAACAAAUUAAUUGACGCUGUCAAAAUACUGCUAGAAAAUGGAUCAAAAAUAAAUAGUUGUUGUACAAACAGUAAAUUGACACCACUCCAUCAUGCUGUGAAAUCUGGUAAUAGAGAAAUGGUAGUUUUUUUUGUACAAAAUAAUGCAAAUAUCAAUGCCAUUGGAGCAAGAGAUGAAACACCACUAAACAUUGCAAUAGCCUAUGAACAUGAAGAAAUAGCAAAAUAUUUGAUAUCAAAAGGGGCUAUUGUGAAUCAUGGAUUUAAUGAUGACAUGCUCUUGCACAUGGCUGUGUUCAAUAAAAAUGAAAAAUUGGUUAAUCUCUUGUUGGAAAAUAAUGCAGAUAUUACUGUUAAAUACAAAGAAGACGGUAGGACUGCUCUGCAUCUGGCAGUAACUUGUGAAUGCUCUAAAAUCACAGAAAUAAUAUUAAAUAAAGGUGCUAACAUAAACGAAAGCACUAACACUGGAGAUACAGCAUUUCAUAUAGCCACAAAAUUGGGGUUUCUUAAUAUAUGUAAAAUCUUGUUGAAGCACAAACCAAAUAUAAAUCAAAAAAAUAGUUUUGGACAGACACCACUUUACAUAGCUGUGGAAAAAGGUUUCUUUGAUAUAGUGACAGAACUGUUACAUAAGAAACCAGAUAUAACAAAAAAUAAAUUAGCAUUAUAUUUUGCUGUUGGUGACACAGAUAAUCACAGGAGAAUUGCAGUAGAACUUAUUUCUUAUGGAUUUUCUUUUGAUUUUAUAUAUACAAUUAGUUUUGAAGAAAUUAUAUCAUUCGUGAAUAAAGCAGUUAUCAAUGGCCAUUUAAAAAUACUCAGAUGUCUACUGAAUUUUGGACUUGAUCUGAAUCUGUUAGUCUCUAGUCAAGUCCAGAAUAAUGAGCGUUUUUUCCUUCAUGCAGCUAUAAAGAAAAGUUACAUGAUUAUCACAAAGCUACUUAUCGAUCAUGGUAUUGAUGUCAAUAUGACUGAUGAAGACAACUGCACCCCAAUAUUUUAUGCUGCUGCUAGUAACAAUUUUAAUAUUGUAAAUCUUCUUUUAGAAAACUAUGCAAAAGUGGAUAACUACCAAAUAUUUUUCAUGGUGAUUAGUAAAGCAAAUUACAGAAUGAUUCAACAUUUUUUAAAAUAUUAUAAAAAUGUGAAUGUACAAGAUGAAUUUGGCACAACAGCUCUUCACAUUGCUGUUUGGAAUGGAGAUGAAGAAACUAUACAGUUACUUUUUGAGAAAGGUUGCAAAUAUAGUAUUGUUCAAGACUUACCUCAUUUUACUGAAGAAAUGAGAUUACGUAUUCAAGAUCAUUACGGCAAGGACGUGUUAGAAGAUUUCCGUAAAAAUAUUGUGACUACUCCUCUACACAUUGCUGCACGUAGAAAUUAUAGUGACAUUGUUGAAGCUUUGAUAGAGCAUGGAUUCAAUGUUGAUUGUCGAGAUAGUUGUGAAAGAACCCCACUUCAUAUUGCUUCAUUGUUCAACAAUCUAGAAGUGAUUGAUGUUCUCAUUGAGUUUGGUGCUGACUUGAAAGCUGUCGAUGAUUUGGGAAAAACUUGUAUUGAUUAUGCUUAUAAUAGUAGCUUGUUUCAAUCACGAUUAUAUUUAGAUAAAGUUUUUGCUUUCAUUUACAAUGUAGACAUUAUCAAGUACGAAGGUGUCAGACCAUUAGGAGUUCUUUCUUUGAGAUUACAAAUGAAAUACCUAGCAAUAUUAAAUUCAAAGAAAGAAAUCGUCGAGGAUCAAGCAGUAAACUCUUAUCAAUGGCAAGAACUAUACGACAGUUGUUGUAUCGAGAUAAAAAAAUUGAAAGAGAUAAAUAUUUUAAAUAACAUUACCAUGUACGACGUAUUGACGAAAGAUAUAGAUAUUCUCGCUCUGUACUUGAAAAACGAAAACUUUAACAAUGAAUUCGAUCUACGAAUGGCGACUAAUAAAUUACAAUUUUACGGUAAAAUCUUAAACAAGCGAAUAAGAAGAGCCAAAGAGAAAAAAUUUUUGUUAGAUGAGACAGAAAUUUAUUUCACAAGUAUUCUGGGAAUGCCAAAUCUUAUAGCUCAUAAUAUUAUGACAUUUUUAAGUAACCGAGAUCUACGAUGUGUAAAACUAACUUAUGAAUUAUUUUUCAGACAGUUCGAUUGUAUCAAAUGUAAGGAAGAAUAAUAGUAAUCAGCUAAA
Molecule: messenger RNA, 3107 nt
Organism: Phymastichus coffea
Lineage: Eukaryota; Metazoa; Arthropoda; Insecta; Hymenoptera; Eulophidae
Product: ankyrin-1-like
Exons: 2
Coding region: 168-3092 (974 amino acids)
Molecular function (GO): protein binding
Source: RefSeq, a predicted model, not a curated record